GCCUCCUGUCCUGGCAGUAGCGGCUGUGAGAAGCUGCUUCCUGGUGAAAGAUGGCGGCCGCCGCAGCAAUAGUCACUUGUUAGGCAUCUGGAAGGAAGAGCCGCUGUAUAGCACGAUUCUAAAGCUGGGUGCACACUAGAUGAUAUGCUCCAUGAGCGAUAUCGUCCGUGGUUUCCCUUGAACUCCUGGGCAAAAGAGGCUCUCCCUCACAACCAGCACAAACUCCACCUGUUGAAAAGAAAAGUCACUGGGUUCCAUUGUAAUAAUCUAAAAUUGUUCACAUUAUUUCAAGCUUUUGGCCGGCAAAAAUACAUAGUUCACGGUUUGUAUACCAGUUUCUUCAAUUCAUUAUUCUUAGUAGAGCAGUCCCACCACAAAGCUGGAUAGCCCUACAGAAGAAACAUGCAGCAUGGACACUUCAGAGCCUGCAGAUGAUGGCGAACGAGCGCUGGAACAAAGGCCCCAUACACGUUCCAACCCAGAGGGUGCUGAGGACAGAGGAGCACCACCACAACCUGGAGUGGGGAGCCGAAGUGAGGGGGAGGGGGAGGCUGCCCAGUCAGAGGAUCCAUCCCCCUCAAUUACAGUUCCCACAAGUUGUGUUCUGCCUCCACCAGUGGAAUUCCAAGUGAAAACGCCAAGGGUCAACUGCCCUGAAAAAGUGAUCAUUUGCCUGGACUUGUCAGAAGAAAUGUCUUCUCAAAAAUUGGAAUCGCUUAAUGGAUCCAAAGCUAAUGCCCUCAAUUCUUCACAGAAAAUGAUUGAGAUGUUUGUCCGAACCAAGCACAAGAUAGACAAGAGACAUGAAUUUGCACUAGUGGUCGCAAAUAAUGAGGCUAUGUGGCUCUCUGGAUUUACUUCAGACCCCCGAGAAGUUUGCAGUUGUCUUUAUGAUCUGGAGACCAACGUCUGUGAGUCCUUCAAUCUUGAAGGCCUCUUUAACCUAAUACAGCAGAGAACAGAGUUUCCAGUUACAGAUAACGUGCAGACUGUUCCUCCUCCUUAUGUAGUGAGAAUUAUUCUGAUCUACAGCCGUUCUGCCUCUCAGCCUUCACUGACUCUCACAGAAACCAUGAAGAAAAUGCUGCAGUGCCCUUAUUUUUUCUUUGACGUUGUCUAUAUCCACAAUGGGUCUGAUGAGGAAGACGUAAGCUGGAAGGAUGUGUUUGGGUUCUUCAGCAGUUUGGACACUAAAGGCACCAGUUACAAAUAUGAGGUGUCAAUAACAGGACCUGCUCUGGAGCUUCACAACUGUAUGGCCAGACUCCUUGCCCACCCCCUUCAGCGCCCAUUUCAGAGUCACGCUUCCUACAGUCUCCUAGAAGAAGAGGAGGAGAGUGCAGAGAGUGAAGUGACUGUGUGAAAGUGUGUAGUGUGUAUCACAAGCUAUUGUACCACCUUGUCGCUUUCAGGUUAAUAAAAUAACAUUUUUUAAUAUAA
Molecule: messenger RNA, 1440 nt
Organism: Pseudophryne corroboree (corroboree frog)
Lineage: Eukaryota; Metazoa; Chordata; Amphibia; Anura; Myobatrachidae
Gene: BABAM1
Product: BRISC and BRCA1 A complex member 1
Exons: 11
Coding region: 410-1363 (317 amino acids)
Biological process (GO): mitotic G2 DNA damage checkpoint signaling; positive regulation of DNA repair; double-strand break repair
Cellular component (GO): BRISC complex; BRCA1-A complex; nuclear body
Source: RefSeq, a predicted model, not a curated record